AUGAAGAACGAAGAUAUUUUAAUAGUAUCUGGGGAUUUUAAUUUGUCACGAUUGGAUUGGUAUACUGAUGAUGCUGAAGAUGCUGACAUAGCCAUUCCAAUAAGUGCUUCAUCUGAAAAAGAAAUGGUCGUUUUGGACACCUGUCAUGAUCUGGGCCUUAUGCAAAUCAACAAAAAUGGCAACUUGAAUGGAGCUAUGCUUGAUUUAGUUUGGACUAACAGCACCGAUUUCGUCAAUUGUUCCAAAAAUGAUUAUCACCUACUGAACCAGGAGUCACAUCACAAAUCGUAUGAGAUAAAUAUUGGUAAUUUUGAUUGUAACCAAUUUAAACCAACUUCGAAUUAUAGUUACCGAGAUUUUGUGAAUGCCGAUUACGAUACCAUAAAUGAGUCGCUGAAUGACGUCGAUUGGAUGGAAAUGUUUUCCGGUGAUGAUUUGGACUCGCAUAUCACAAAGUUCUACGAACUGAUUGAUUCAGUAAUUUCAUCGAAUGUUGUGAUGAAAACAAAGAAGCUUUCAAGUCACCCAAAAUGGUUUAAUAAUGACCUUAUCAAUUUGAAGAAUAGAGUCAAUAAUCAGUACAAAUACAUAGCAUCCAGACAUACCAUUGAAGAAAAAAACUACGCCAAAAAAGAACACUCCAAAUUGAGAAGAGAAUACAAAAAGAGCGCACGUUUGGCAUAUAGAAACUACAAACUCGAAAUGGAAAACCUUAUCAAUGAAGAUCCACAGAAGUUUUUCGAAUUCGAUAAUGGUUCCAAAAAGACGAAUGAUGAUCUUCCGAAUGAAAUGGUUCUUGGAGAUAAGAAAAGUAGUAACCGAGGUGAGAUAGCAAAAUCUUUCGCAACACAUUUUUCCAAAGCGUACACUGAACCGGAUUAUACCAAAAAUGAGAAUUAUUCUGAAGAUGAACCAUUGCUAAAGGAUCUGUGUGCUAAAUUUCCAACUAUCAACAUUACUGAGGAAAUGGUUAUGGAUACGAUAAAUAACCUUCCAAACAACAUGGUAUCUGGACCUGAUGGAAUACCAAAUAUUUUUGUCAAAGAAUGUACUACAGCACUGUUGAAACCAAUAACACACAUGCUGAAGAAAUCAUUAGACACUGGAUUUGUACCUGAAAUUUGGAAAAGAAUGAAAAACCAAAUACAAACCGAUGCAAUUUACUUGGAUAUUGCGAAGGCCUUUGACUCGGUCAACAUUGAUUUACUAAUACGCAAAUUGGAUAUUAUGGGACUGAAUCAACAAUUGCUCAAGUGGAUCAAAUCGUAUUUGCAUGGUCGCCAACAGAUUGUCAAAUUGAAUGAAACCAGGAGUCACAUCACAUAUCGUAGUGGAUUAUUUUUGUCAGACGCAAAGGGUCGUGAUUCGAAACGCGGAAACCGUCUAAAUAUUGACUUCGAGGAAGAUGAAGAAUAG
Molecule: messenger RNA, 1416 nt
Organism: Sitodiplosis mosellana (orange wheat blossom midge)
Lineage: Eukaryota; Metazoa; Arthropoda; Insecta; Diptera; Cecidomyiidae
Exons: 3
Coding region: 1-1416 (471 amino acids)
Source: RefSeq, a predicted model, not a curated record